AAGAGGACGGGACACGGAGAAAAGAAGGAGGACAGGCAGGAGGCCGAGGAGGGGGGACCGUCAGACCCGUUUCAAGCCGCCUGACAGGGAGAACAACGAGACAGAAACACCGUGGACGAUAAAAAAAAGGACGACACCGGAACUCGAAACAAUCGACGUUUUCUGCUGAAACGGUCACUUUUGUUGUCCUCUCGCGAGAAAUCCAUCAAUUCUUUUAGCAGCAAUGGCUCAAGAGACCAACCAGAGCCCGGUCCCCAUGCUUUGUGCCAUGGGCUGCGGUUUCUAUGGCAACCCACGAACCAACGGUAUGUGCUCUGUGUGCUACAAGGAACACCUGACACGACAGCAGAGCAGCGACCGCAUGAGCCCCCUCGGCCCAAUGGGCUCCACUGCUAGUCCUACCUCAGAGGUCUCAGCCAUCCAGAGACUAGAAGCCAGUCUAGCCAAGGUUGAUGCCUCCCCUGCCUCUUCACCAGACAUGUCUAGGUUAGUGAGGACUGUUCAAGGGUCUCUUCCUGUAACUCAACAGAUGACAGAGAUGAGCAUCUCCAGAGAGGACAAGCCUGAACCUCUAGAGCCUGUUGUAAGUCAGCCUGCUGCCUCUAGCCCAACUCCUGUAGUUUCCUCUAGCGCCGAUGAAAACAAGAGUGACACGCCCAAACCUAAGAAGAACAGGUGCUUCAUGUGCCGCAAAAGAGUGGGUCUUACAGGGUUUGACUGUCGCUGUGGCAACCUGUUCUGUGGCAUCCAUCGAUACUCCGACAAGCACAACUGUCCCUACGAUUACAAGGCCGAGGCUGCUGCUAAGAUCCGUAAAGAGAAUCCUGUGGUUGUUGCUGACAAGAUCCAGAGAAUAUAGAUUUUUUUAUUAUUAUUUUUUUAAAUGGAAGAAAGAAAAACAACAGCAGCAUCCAUGAGGAACCACCUUGAGAAAGACUGGAGUAUGAGUGCAAACUUUUCAAACGAGCACCGGCAUGAGUGAUUGAUGAGCGGGAGGACUUGAUUUACAAAAUCACAAACUUGGAGAAAUUAAUGGAGAGAGAACAAAAAAAAAAAGAAAUCCUGUUUGAUGGAGAUGCAUGAGUGAUCACUUUUCUCAUUUUUUGAUCCAUUUAUUAGUUCGUUUUAUUCUAUUUUUUGUGUGUGUGUGUGUGUGUGAAUUUGCCGCCGUCAAGUCCUUUUGAUUUUCUAAGAAUAAGAGUGUGUCGUUAAGAGCAGACCAGGCAAACUGUCCAGGACACGCUGCGCUCCUCUCACCCAGACCAGGUGCCACUUUGUGCCAAACCGUCAUUUCACUGAACCCUGCUGUGUGUCGCAUUAUCCAACACAAAGGAUCCAUGAGUUGUCACUCAGUUUAACAAAAGAAGAAAAAAUAAUCCUGUCUCCGUCGUUGCAGAAGAGGAUUUUUUUAGUUUCUCUCCUAGCUUUAUCUACCUCAGAGCUGCUGUGUCGAGCUACCGUUGUCUUCCCCUUUUACUUCAGCGUCAGCUUUGACCCUCUGGUCAUCUCGUAACGACUGUUUCCGUCAGAGGAAUCGUGCUAGUUGGAAGACGAAAAAAAAUCCACUUUCGCUUAGAAUAAUUUCCCAGCUUGUCCAGUCACAGAUUAUAAUCCAACGCCUGGUGCGGGGCUGCGUGCACAGAUGUGUGUUCUGGGAGGAAGGACAUCACCUGUUCCCAGUGAGCCUGGUGGGUUGUUUUAAGGCUACGAUGUUGUUGGGGCAUAAAUGAAUACGUGCAUGAGUUUCUGUUCAUCUGAAGUUGGUGUUUAAGAAGUAUUGCUCACUUGUUUGGGUUUUGGGGGAGUUUUAUUUCCAGAGAAUCAAUUAUCUGUUUUAAUUGUACUGAUGUUGGCGCACAGAUUCAGUGCUCUUUAUUUGUUUUUUUAUUGCGCUAACAGCAUUGUUGUGAGCACAGUGUGUGUGUGUGUGUGUGUGUGUGUGUGUUGGAAUGUGGGUGUGAAACCUCCUGAUCCCCCCCCCCUCAGUCGUUUUAGCUGUUGAGCUGCCCGGUUUAUCAGCACAUGUUUACAGAAGUACAGGAGCAUGCCAGAGUUAGGUUUAUGAACAAUUGUAGAAAUCAAGAGUAGUCGUAACUUCUCAUCCGUCUGUGUGUCUGCUGUGGAGCGCUGCAGAGAGCGUGUGUGCGUGCAUGAGCACGUAUUUGUGCUAAAACGUAUGUUUUCAUAGCUGCCUGACACGUAUGUUUGUGACUUGUUACUUUCCCCUGUGAGGAUGUUUUUAUUAUUUGUAUUAACUGUAUCUGCUUGAGUUCCUUUUCUGACUUAGUUAUAUGCAAAUUUGUACAAAACAUGAAAGAAAAAAAACAACAAACCGUGUUGAUAUUUAUGUAUUACAUAUAAUCUUGCUAUCCAGCAGUACAACAGAAUAGUAUCAUGUAAAUAAAACUGUACAGAGAGAGA
This is a messenger RNA of Nematolebias whitei (Rio pearlfish), 2421 nucleotides long. RefSeq names its product zinc finger, AN1-type domain 5a (gene zfand5a). The transcript is spliced from 6 exons. Bases 224 to 859 code for a protein of 211 amino acids. The record is from RefSeq and is a predicted model, not a curated record. NCBI's taxonomy places the organism in Eukaryota, Metazoa, Chordata, Actinopteri, Cyprinodontiformes, Rivulidae. Gene Ontology annotation, molecular function: zinc ion binding; DNA binding.